AUGGAAUCAGAGAACAAUGCAACAAUUUUAGAAUUUAUUCUUCUGGGAUUUUCAGAGGAGCCAGAAUUGCAGCCCUUCAUAUUUGGGAUUUUCCUCUCCAUGUAUCUGAUCACUGCAUGUGGAAAUCUGCUCAUCAUCCUGGCCACCAUCUCAGACUCCCGUCUGCACAUGCCCAUGUAUUUCUUCCUCUCCAACUUGUCCUUUGUAGACAUCUGUUUCACCUCCACCAUCGUUCCAAAGAUGCUAGUAAAUAUACACACACAGAGAAAACCCAUAACCUCUAAAGGCUGCAUCACCCAGAUGUAUUUUUUUCUACUCUUUGUAGGAUUGGACAACUUCCUCCUUAGCGUGAUGGCCUAUGAUCGGUUUGUGGCCAUCUGUCACCCCUUGCACUAUAUAGCCAUCAUGAACCCUUGGCUAUGUGGAAAGCUGGUUCUGGCAUCCGGGAUCAUGAGUGCCCUUUAUUCCUUGUUACAUAGCUUAAUGGUAUUGAAGUUGUCAUUUUGUACACACCUGGAAAUCCCCCACUUUUUCUGUGACCUUAAUCAAGUGGUCCAUCUUGCCUGUUCAGACACCUUUCUGAAUGAUAUGGUUAUAUAUUUUGGAACUGUGCUGAUAGCUGGAGGUCCUCUUACUGGUAUCAUUUAUUCUUAUUCUAAGAUAGUUUUCUCCAUAUAUAGAAUCUCAUCAACUCAAGGGAGGUAUAAAGCAUUUUCCACCUGUGCCUCUCACCUCUCAGUUGUGUCCUUAUUUUAUGGUACUGGUUUUAGUGUGUACCUUAGUGCUGGUGCUGCCCACAGCUCACACUCAAAUGCAACAGCUUCUGUGAUGUACACUGUGGUCACCCCCAUGCUAAACCCCUUCAUCUAUAGUCUGAGGAAUAAGGAUAUAAAGAGAGCUUUGAAAAGAUUCUUUGCAGGGAAAAUUAGAAAAGGGCAACUAACUCUAUGA
Molecule: messenger RNA, 951 nt
Organism: Tupaia belangeri chinensis (Chinese tree shrew)
Lineage: Eukaryota; Metazoa; Chordata; Mammalia; Scandentia; Tupaiidae
Product: olfactory receptor 7A10-like
Exons: 1
Coding region: 1-951 (316 amino acids)
Biological process (GO): G protein-coupled receptor signaling pathway
Cellular component (GO): membrane
Molecular function (GO): G protein-coupled receptor activity; olfactory receptor activity
Source: RefSeq, a predicted model, not a curated record